CACAGUCACUACAGAUGGAGUCACUGUGCAAGUCAAAGGCACAGAGAACUCAAACUGGGCACCAGAGCAUGCUCCCUGCGGCUGGAAUCCGCGUCUUUACUCCUUCAAGCAUCCAACUCUUUAUGAAGACCAUCCGCUGUGGGGAACCUGCGAAAUGUAAGGAUUAGAUGAACUACAGAGUCCUCUGGUAUGGAUUGUGACACGCAGAAGUUCUCUCUGCGCAUGCGCGCCAGCACGUCUCCUCCCUCUACCUGAGAGGGGCGCACCUGGAUCCAACGAGACGGAAGUUUUGUGGAGGCACAGAGCAAAUUGUUUUUGUCUUCGCGAAAAAGUUUCUUUGGAGUUCAAGCAACUGAUUGAGGAUCUCCAAUCGAAGCAGGAUGUCAUUCGUUGACAUUUUAAAGAACAAUUUAGGGUGUUUCUAACCUAACUGUUCCGCGUCUAAUGCGGAAUGCCAUUCCAAAGCCAGCCUGCUCUCUAUUCAAGAAGAAUGAUAGCUCUCCGCAGAGUGCUCCGAAGGCGAUUGCACCCAGUUAAACUGGCGAUAGUGGCCCUUGUCUUUGUCACAUUUGUGUUCUUCAUACAAUGGGAAGUUGGGAGCCAAAACCAACAGGAGGACCCGUGGCUGAAGGAGAUGGCAGUGAAGCGGGAUGCCAUGCUGGGCAUGGUGAUGGGAGCUGUUAAUAACUUCAGGGAUGUGAUUCCAAAGAUGCAGAUCAGAGCCCCUGUACGUCUGCCAGACAGGGCAGACAGCGGGUCCUGUCUGCCGGGUCACUACACUGCCACUGAGCUCAGGCCAGCUCUGGAGCGGCCACCUCAGAACCCUGUUGCUCCUGGAGCAGCUGGGAAAGCUUUCCACACAGAAUCACUGAGCACUGAGGAGCAGAAGGAGAAGGAGAGGGGUGAAGAGAAACACUGCUUUAACCUGUAUGCCAGUGACCGCAUCUCCUUGAGCAGAGACCUGGGCGCAGACACCAGACCACCAGAAUGUAUUGAGCAAACCUUCAAGCGAUGCCCCGCCUUGCCGACCACCAGUGUGAUAAUUGUGUUUCACAAUGAGGCUUGGAGCACCCUGCUAAGGACAGUAUACAGUGUCCUCCACACCUCCCCUGCCAUUCUCCUCAAGGAGAUCAUCCUGGUGGACGACGCCAGCGUUGAUGAAGCGUUGAAGGACAAGCUGGAUGAGUAUUUGAAGCGGCUGAGCAUUGUUCAAGUUGUCCGCCAGCGUGAAAGGAAAGGACUCAUCACCGCUCGGCUGCUGGGUGCCUCCGUAGCCACCGGUGACACACUCACCUUUCUGGAUGCUCACUGUGAAUGCUUCAAUGGAUGGCUGGAGCCCCUGUUGGCCAGGAUAGCAGAUAACUACACUGUAGUAGUGAGUCCUGAUAUAACCACUAUUGAUCUCAAUACUUUUGAGUUUGUGAAACCGUCCCCGUAUGGCCAGAACCACAACCGAGGAAACUUUGACUGGAGCCUUUCCUUCGGCUGGGAGAGUCUACCAGAUCAUGAGAAACAAAGGAGGAAGGAUGAAACAUACCCGAUCAAGACUCCCACAUUUGCUGGUGGGCUUUUCUCCAUCUCAAAAGAAUAUUUCUACCAUAUUGGAAGCUAUGAUGAAAAAAUGGAAAUCUGGGGCGGUGAGAAUAUUGAAAUGUCGUUUAGGGUGUGGCAGUGUGGCGGACAGCUGGAGAUCAUCCCUUGUUCCAUUGUUGGUCAUGUUUUCCGCACCAAGAGCCCCCACACCUUUCCCAAGGGCACACAAGUGAUUGCUCGUAACCAGGUUCGACUGGCGGAGGUCUGGAUGGACGACUACAAGGAGAUCUUUUACCGCCGUAACCAGCAAGCUGCACAGAUGGCAAAAGAUAGGGCCUUUGGAGAGAUCUCCGAACGCAUGGACCUCCGUGCGCGACUGCAGUGCAAGAGCUUCUCAUGGUAUUUGAAGAACGUUUAUCCAGAAGUCUUCAUGCCUGAUCUCAACCCACUCCACUUUGGCUCAGUGAAAAAUGUCGGCAAAGACUCAUGUCUGGAUGUUGGAGAGAACAAUGAGGGUGGGAAACAGCUGAUCAUGUACCCAUGUCACGGACUAGGAGGAAACCAGUAUUUUGAGUUCUCCACACGUCACGAGAUUAGACACAACAUUCAGAAGGAGCUGUGUUUGCACGGGGCAGAGGGGACUGUGAAGCUGGAGGACUGCCAGUAUAAAGGCAGGAACACAUUUGUAGGAGCAGAGCAAAAAUGGGAACUGAAGGAUAACCAGUUAUUCUACAUUCCAGGAUGGAACAUGUGUCUGAGUGCCCGUCAUGAGCAUCCCUCUCUGGCCCUCUGCAACCCCUCGGACAUGUACCAGCUCUGGUCCUUCGUCUGAGUCUGCAAAGUACCACUUUGCAGAAUAGCCACUCUGUAUGCAUAGACGUACUAGGACAUGAGUGUAAUAUACUGUAUGCAGUUAACAUGCAGUCUUUUUUAGAUUUAUGACAUUGAGUUUUAAUUUAUUUUUAUACGUAGAAAAACUGAACUGCUGCUGCUGGGAAGUUUGGACUUUGGGGAGAAACCCCAGUGUGCCACUGCUGGAAAGGAAGAAAUCAAACAAUGAUCCCAGUCAGACUGUGAACUGAGAUUCUUGAAACAAUUAAGAUGCACUGUGCUGACAAGUGCCUCUUUUGUGUUUGAGAUGUCUUCACUAGUCCAAGUCAUUGCAACCAAUGCGUGCAGAAUGAGGUAUAUGAAGCCUAACACUGAACAUUUUCCUGUGAGACCCAUGAAUCUAAAACAAAAUCAUACAAAAAGACACAGUAGAUGGGGUUAAAGUUGGACACACAAAAAUCCCAUAUGUUAUGCACCAAAGAGAUUGAAAGUGAAAACCUGAAACACACAUAACUGUAUGAUGUGCAUUGCCCCCCUUUUUAAAAUAACUUUUUUUUAAUAAUAAUACAAAACCUUUUAUUUUUUAUAUAUAUAUAUAUAUAUAUAUAUAUAUAUAUAUUAGUGUUUAUACUGGGUGGGUUGAGUGGUGGAGGGAUAGGUAGUGGUGUGGUGGGGUUGUUGCAGGUCUCGGUGGAUGCAGAAUGAUGGCUUCUACAGUGUUGUGAUCAAAAUAGUCUUCAGAUCAGGAUAGGAGUUGAUUUGAAUUAUUUCCAGCUAACUAUGAGACCAGAAAACAUUGGCAAGGCAUAGAUUUUAUAAUUUCUUUACAGUUGCCAGUUUAUUAGAAAAAAAAACGAAUGCAGUCUAAUACAACAACCCUGCAAUAAAUCCUCCCUUAACUAACAUUAUAAUGUGGUGCUGUUAAAUUAUGUUGCACCAUGCUUAGGUGUUUCUAAUAUUAUGUCAAACGAUUUUAUAACCAUUCACCAUGCAUUCUCUUUUUAAUUGUGGCAAUGUUUAUCUGUAAUAUUUCCAUUUUUUUAUACUUAAUUUUUUUACGUGAAAUGAAUGUACGGAAGGAAUUCUAAUUGUUGAUCAAAUGUCUGAAACGCUACAUCUAAACUGGAGUCCACUAAUGAGUCUCUGGUGCAGGCACUAGUGUUUAGAUGGCUGUGGAAUAUUGUAAAUAACUUUAAGUUUCAGACUGGGUAAGAAACAGCUGCAAUGUGUGUGUUUGUAAACUGUCUAUUUUUGCCUUGGUAUUAAGAGGUCUUAUUUUUAGGUUAAUAAAUUCAGUUGGGUAGCACUGA
Molecule: messenger RNA, 3674 nt
Organism: Perca fluviatilis (European perch)
Lineage: Eukaryota; Metazoa; Chordata; Actinopteri; Perciformes; Percidae
Gene: galnt3
Product: UDP-N-acetyl-alpha-D-galactosamine:polypeptide N-acetylgalactosaminyltransferase 3 (GalNAc-T3)
Exons: 12
Coding region: 452-2365 (637 amino acids)
Cellular component (GO): Golgi apparatus
Source: RefSeq, a predicted model, not a curated record